Drosophila ficusphila is the source of this 749-nucleotide messenger RNA. RefSeq lists its product as uncharacterized. The coding region runs from base 96 to 674 and encodes 192 amino acids. The record is from RefSeq and is a predicted model, not a curated record. The transcript is spliced from 3 exons. Lineage: Eukaryota; Metazoa; Arthropoda; Insecta; Diptera; Drosophilidae.
UCUCCCGCACAUGUUUAUUUCAAAUUCGAACAAACCGAGAACAUAUACACACAAUACUCGUCAGUCGAAGUCGGAAAUCCAUCAAGUACAGAACUAUGCAUAGUCCCCGUCUGUGGAAUAUAAAGCGGGCAUCCGUCCUACUCAGCGCCGCCCUGCUGCUCUACGUUUUUGUUUUCUCCAGCGGCUAUCAGAAGUACCAGAUCGAGGGCAUUAUCAAACGGAGCCAACCGGAAAAGGUCUGGGAGUAUGUGGCGGAUUUCAACAAGAUGCGACUGCUGAAUCCCACUAUUAUAAAUUUCAAGAUCCUAGCUGAUCACGGACACGCCCACGACUGGCGCUACACGGUGGAGUAUACAGAAAAACUAUCCCAUUGGCCUUACUGGAUAAAUAAGGCAACGGCCAAAUACGUGGUCACUAAGUCAUUGCCUGGGGCAAAUCCGGUGGCCUAUGCCAUUAAGUCCACACAUGAAACCUGCUUCUUUGGAGGAUUUUACUGCUUACAAUCCCUUAGCGAGUUCGUUUUUAGGAACUCAAACGGCGAUACCUUUGCCCAGGAGAACAUACAGUACCAGUGCCCUCCUCUUUUGGGCGGCAUGUGCCGGCGGGAACUGGAGUUCCAGCGCCAGGCGGUGAUGCACAACUUGACAAUUAUCUUCGCAAAGCAGAGAGGAUAAAAUUUGAGAAUGACAUUAAGCAAUAUGUGCAAAAAUAAAUUUACAGAACAUUAAAUGAGAUUCUAAGCAAGUAAA